UUGCCAUUUCAUGAGUCACUCAUUCGCGAGUAGAGCGCAGUUUCGAACGGUCAAGGAUUUAUGAUGAUGAGCUUGAAAUCAGUUUUCAUCAAUAACUAAGAUAAAAAAAAAUGUCAGCCAAAGUGUGCCGAUAGACUUCACAGUGAAAUACGUAAAAAAUGUAACAAACUGAUGUAAUCACUAGCGUGGGCGGCUCAAUGUUUUUGACCAACAAAAAACUGGAUGUCAGACUUUUCCUAUGGGGUCUGUUUCUGUUGCAAAUUUUUCUUAUAUCGGUGUUCCUGGCAUUCGGAUCGCUGUUGGUCAGCAAUAUCCAGCAGGAUGAACUAACAGGUGGAUCGGCAAAACGCCCACCGGAGGGCUCCAGCGCACCAGACAGCCAACCAACGUCUUGGUUCAAUGUAAAAUUUAUAAGCAAUCAGAGUUCCACUUUGGCCCUGGCAAACUAUGGCCAAGUCGAUCAGCCGGGACCGAAUCGUGUGCGGCAUCCCCGAUUUAAACCAGUGCAGCUGAAAACGGUACCUAAACCGGACAAUUACACCAAAUACUAUAGGUUGAUAUAUUACCAUGAUGGCUACCGGGAGCAGCAAAGACUGUGCUUCAUCGAAGGGACCCGCUUCCCAGAGGCAAAACCAAUCGUGCAAAAGGCACCCACUUCUUCCGCUGGGCCACAUACGAAGCAAACUAAUGAGACUGAGCUCGAUACAGGAGGGUUAGAUGUAGAGACGUUAGAAGUGCACGAUAGAGCGAAUGAUAAUGAUGAUGAUGACGAUACGGACAAUGACAUCCUCGCGGACGGCCGUUGUCGUUGUCUGCCGGAGUGGCACGGGCCCGAUUGCGGUCAGCCAGAAGUGCUUUGGAGGGCUUUCAUAGCAUCGAGGAUUCCACCGAGAAAUCAAACGGCCGCACCUCGCAAGGUGCCGAAAAGAAUAUUUUACAUAAUCGAUACAAAUUUCAUCAGCGUGGAAGUACUGGAAAUUCAACUCAUGGAACUGAUCGAUGUUGUGAGCAUGUUUGUACUGUGUGAUAAACAGAUCCCUGUCAUGGGGGCAAUGAAGAGUGAAACCUAUUCCAUAGCAGAGCACAUAAAGAGCACUGAUUUUCUGAAGCAAAACCAGCAGAAAAUCAUAUUUUUGGAAGAUACUACCUGCAGUGGAAGAAAUAUCUUUCGAAAAAUGAAAAAAUAUAUUGCCAGAACUGAUAUGCAUGCAGAAGAUAUUCUGCUUUAUAGUCAAACGGAUGAAAUCUUGAACCGUCGAGCCGUAAAUUAUUUUCGUUGGUACGAUAACUGGCCGCAGCCUGUCCGGUUCCGACUAAAGUACAAUGUGUUCGGCUUCUUCUGGCAGCAUCCGUACAGCACACGGAUUGGAAGCGCUGCAUGUCAAUUAAGUACGGUAGAUGAAGCUUAUCGAUCCGAUCCGGACGCACUGCUUCGGAUCGAGAAGCCAGUGAUGCUAAUUGGUGAUCUGAAUCAUUACGGUGGCUGGUACUGUCGCCACUGUUAUCAACCAAUAGAUAUAGUGAAAUAUUUAGAAUUUAUAGCUUUAACCGGCACUACAAAUAGUGAUAGCAUUAGUGGAACUAAUCAAUCAUAUCUUCCUGACCCGAAGAAGAGCACUGUAAUGAACGGAGAGUACGUUCAGAAUUUAAUCGCCAGUGGGAAGUACUUCGACGGUCAAACGAAUCUCGUUAAACUGCAACGCCAUGUGGACAAGUACUAUGCGCCAGAUUACGUCCGCGAGAAUAGCUGGCGGUUCGAUAAUAUUGUCAUUAAUCUAUUUGCUCGCUGGGAGGACAGUGUCAUAGACGACGAGUACUUUAGUUAGACGAUCAGCAUUCAAAACGCCAUCAUCAUAACGUAUAAUUGUCUCAAAAA
Topomyia yanbarensis is the source of this 1876-nucleotide messenger RNA. Its product is annotated as beta-1,4-mannosyl-glycoprotein 4-beta-N-acetylglucosaminyltransferase. Gene Ontology annotation, cellular component: membrane. Bases 198 to 1826 code for a protein of 542 amino acids. The record is from RefSeq and is a predicted model, not a curated record. The transcript is spliced from 2 exons. Gene Ontology annotation, molecular function: beta-1,4-mannosylglycoprotein 4-beta-N-acetylglucosaminyltransferase activity. Lineage: Eukaryota; Metazoa; Arthropoda; Insecta; Diptera; Culicidae. Gene Ontology annotation, biological process: protein N-linked glycosylation; N-acetylglucosamine metabolic process.